Molecule: messenger RNA, 3496 nt
Organism: Piliocolobus tephrosceles (Ugandan red Colobus)
Lineage: Eukaryota; Metazoa; Chordata; Mammalia; Primates; Cercopithecidae
Gene: PHETA1
Product: PH domain containing endocytic trafficking adaptor 1
Exons: 3
Coding region: 755-1498 (247 amino acids)
Biological process (GO): receptor recycling; retrograde transport, endosome to Golgi; endosome organization
Cellular component (GO): early endosome; recycling endosome; trans-Golgi network
Source: RefSeq, a predicted model, not a curated record
CUGGGCGGGGGGGACCUGCACCGGGACACGGGACCCGGGUCAGGCCGCCCUGGGCCUCGGGGUUCCCCGGCCACCUGGAGAGCGCGCUGCGGGGAUCUUCCCUGCUGGGACUUUGCACCAGUGGUCACUUCUCCAGCUGCCGAGGCGAACUUGGCCGAUGACCACCCUCCCCGCCCUCAGCCCAUAGGGACAUCUGCCGCUGCGGGGGACUGCGGACAAGCCCCCUAUUCUGCCGUUGAUCACCCAUCUGGGGCCCUGACUGUCCUUUAAGGAACUUAAGAGAGCUGCCACGCACAACACACAAAGGGACAGAGAGCAGCCGGCAGCAGGGCCAUACCUGGAGAAGCAGCCCCUGCCGUGGGCAAGGGGGCUGCCUGUGUCUGGACGGCGGUGCUGGCACGUCCCUGAGGUCCCUGCUGGUGCGGUGACGGACAGGCUGGUCAUUAGUGUUCUUGGCACACAUGUUUUUCAGCCUGUGCCUGCCACACCCUCUUCCCCACGCCCGCCGCUGGGGGACACUGAGGGCAGCUGGAUUCAACUCCAGGACCUGCGGUUCUGGCUUCUUUCGUUAAAAUGCAGAAACGGAGGCCCAGAGAGGUUAAUAGCCUGCCUGGGGUCCCCCAGCCCGGAUACUGCAGAGCUGACAUUUGAAUCCAGAGAAGAGCAAGCUGAGGCUGGAGCUGAACAGAGGGCAGGGAGGCGAGUGGUGGCCUGAGAGGCCCUGGGCUCCCCUCCAGGCCCGGCGAUUGCCGCCAUGAAGCUGAACGAGCGCAGCCUGGCCUUCUACGCCACCUGCAACGCCCCAGUGGACAACGCAGGCUUCCUGUACAAGAAGGGCGGGCGACACGCAGCCUACCACCGGCGCUGGUUCGUCCUGCGCGGGAACAUGCUCUUCUACUUCGAGGAUGCGGCCAGCCGCGAGCCUGUGGGCGUCAUCAUCCUGGAGGGCUGCACCGUGGAGCUGGUGGAGGCCGCUGAAGAGUUCGCCUUCGCCGUGCGCUUCGCGGGGACCCGGGCGCGCACCUACGUGCUGGCCGCUGAGAGUCAGGCCGCCAUGGAGGGUUGGGUCAAGGCCCUGUCGCGUGCCAGCUUCGACUACCUGCGGCUGGUGGUGCGUGAGCUGGAGCAGCAGCUGGCGGCUGUGCGCGGCGGGGGUGGCAUGGCCCUGCCUCAGCCUCAGUCCCUGCCCUUGCCCCCGUCCCUGCCCUCUGCCCCGGCCCCAGUCCCAUUCUUGCCCUCUGCCCCGGCCCCAGUCCCAGCCCUGCCCCUGCCCCGCCGGCCCAGCGCCCUCCCACCCAAGGAGAAUGGCUGCGCUGUCUGGAGCACUGAGGCCACCUUCAGGCCUGGACCUGAGCCCCCUCCACCACCGCCUCGCCGCCGGGCCUCGGCACCCCACGGGGCCCUGGACGUGGCUCCCUUCGCCCGGCUGCACGAAUGCUAUGGCCAGGAGAUCCGGGCCCUGCGCGGCCAGUGGCUCAGCAGCCGGGUCCAGCCCUGAGGCCACCAGGGCACCUGUUUUAGGGGGACCCAGGCUCCACGCCCUCUGGGACAAGCCAGGUCCUGGAGAGACUGGGGGAGCUGGUCCUGAGGGCAAUCAUGGGCAAAGCUAGCCCCCAGUCCCUGAGUGGCCUGGUUUUGGGGGAUGCAGGCUCUGAGAAGGUACUGGAUUCUGAAUGGGACUUUAGGACCAUGUGAUUCAGAAGGCCUACCCUUGAGAGGACGUCACACGCGACACUAAGGAGAAUCCAGGGCCUGAGGGGGAGGUUUCCUGAGAACUUCAGCCCCAGGCUGGCCUGAGCUGCCUGGCAGAGGCCUUUGCUGGCAACAGGCCUUGCCAGGCCUGCAGCUCAGAGGGUCACUGGGACUGAGGACAAUCUGUGGCCUGAAAAGCAAAUGCACAGUUAGUGCGGCUCCUGACCAGGCCCUCAGGCUGGACAGAGAGAGGAUCGGUCGUGGCAGCCACACCUGGGCCUGGCCUUGCUCCAGGACCUGCCAGAGGAGCUGACCUGGCUCCGUGCCUGCCUGUCUCCAGGAGCAGGACAGUGGCUUGGAGGGUGGCGACUGGGGACACAGGUGCAGGUGUUAGUGCAGGACUGGAAGGGUGAGGUGGCCUAGUCGCUGGGGCUCCUGGCCUGGGCCGGCUGAGGCAGGACUCUGCUGGGUCCCCUGCCAGGCCUCAUGGUGGUGCUCCUGGUGGUAGUGGUUUCUGGCUGCAGGCCCUGUCUUUGUCUCCGUGGUGGCUCUCACAGGGCUCUCUGGACACUCCUUGACUGCAUCCUUCAGUCUUGGCCCCCAGGCCUGGGGCCUCUUGGGAGCUCUCCUGACCUCCCUUUCUGGGCUGGGCAGCCAUGGCCCGAGGUGACCUUCUAGCAGGUUCCCCCAGGGAGGGGAGGCCACCAGCUGACUCACCACCUAAGAUGGCCCAGGUGCUGACCUAGUGGCAGAGAAAACACAGCCUCACACCGAAUGAAACUUCCAGAGCCCCUCUUCAGCUCCAGGCAGCCCCCUCCAACAGGUCCCCUCCUGAGCUCAGCCCCCACCCCCAUACUCCCGGUGGGGACCAGGUCUUGCCUGGCUUCGGGGCUGACCACCGGUCCCCUUUCUUCUCACCACAGUGCCCAUUCUUCAUCCAGGGAGAACCUCAGGGCUGGGAAUACCCUCUGGCCCUCACCCUGGGUCAUGUUUACAGUCCUCAAUGCCCCACACCAGGGGCUGCCUGAGGACACCUCCACCCUGACCUUUAUUUUCCCAAACGCUGCCUCUUGGUGACAAACUCAGCCCGAAACCCCUUCUUUCUGUCUUUGGAGACCCUUGGGCUUGGGGAAAUAUGGAGGGGGGUGUGUCUGCAAUCAAGGCCUCUCCAGCUCACGGCUGGCCCGGUGGGCUGGGACCUGUCUGAAUUUUAAAUACUUAGGGUGCAUUUUUUUUUUUUCUGGCAACAAAGCUUGAUGUUUUCACUGCUUUAGUUUCCUGUUUGCUGGUGGGAGGGGAUACGAUCUGUGACUCUGGGCUUGGCUUGGGGGAACAGUUGUCACUGCCCCUGGGGAGAGGGGCAGCUUGGGCUGGAGAAGCACAGCCAGAGACGGAGCCCCUCGAGAGGGAUCCUUGGCUGCUUCAUUGUCUUCCCCCCAGCAAGCCCUGCCCUCCUCCACAGGCACCUCUGGGGUCUUGGUACGGUCCCCGCUCACCUCCUUCCAGAGUCCUGAGUGGUGUGGGUGGGGGUGGCACAGGAUCUGGGGCUUGGGAGGGGUUCAGAGCUGCCCAGAGCCCCGUGUCCUGGCAGACUCAGCUGGUGGGGUGAGGUGUUAACCCCAGUCCUGGCGUAGGUUUACAGACUCCCAAGGUACGCUGGCCCUGGUCUGGGAGAGAGAGGUGGGGGAUGUCCCCUACCAAAGCACAAGGCGGGGUCAGGCUGCCUCCCAGGUUGGGUGUCGGGGGAGCUUUCCGGCAGCCUGGGGGGGAGAUGCAAGGGCUAAAAUAAAAUUUUGUCAAGUAA